Messenger RNA from Dioscorea cayenensis subsp. rotundata (Guinea yam), 564 nucleotides. RefSeq lists its product as uncharacterized. Bases 1 to 564 code for a protein of 187 amino acids. Lineage: Eukaryota; Viridiplantae; Streptophyta; Magnoliopsida; Dioscoreales; Dioscoreaceae. The record is from RefSeq and is a predicted model, not a curated record. The transcript has a single exon.
AUGAAUACAAGCAGAUGCUUGAAGAUAUGCUGCUUAGCCACAGUCAUAAUCAUUCUCAUCCUCAUAGUCACUCUUGUGGUCUUAUACUUCACCAUAUUCAAACCAAAACAACCAAAAAUAGUGGCAACACCAGUGAAUCUCCAAAGCAUAGACUUUGUAAUCCUUCCUGUUCUGAAGCUAGAUGUGACCAUUGGCAUGGAGAUUCAUAUCAAGAACCCAAAUUACGCUGGCUUUAGCUAUGACAACUCGACCACGUUGGUGUACUACCGUGGCAGCCUCAUCGCAGAUGCUCCGGUUGGAGCUGGUACAAUCGGAGCUCUGUCGACAGAUAAGCUGAACACAUCAGUGACUAUAUUGUUUGAUAAUUUUGUGACAAAUUCUUUCUUCUUGACUGAUGUGUUCUCUGGGCACUUGAAUUUAACUUCCUCUUCUAAAGUGGAAGGGAAGGUGUUAUUACUGGGGAUUUUCAAAUUGCAUGCCGAGACGUUUGUUUCAUGUGAUAUAACUGUAUUUCUGAGAACAAUGAACAGUACAUUCAGUUGUGACUCUAAAAUCAAGAUUUAA